Messenger RNA from Mytilus trossulus (common blue mussel), 939 nucleotides. RefSeq names its product epsin-like. NCBI's taxonomy places the organism in Eukaryota, Metazoa, Mollusca, Bivalvia, Mytilida, Mytilidae. The transcript is spliced from 2 exons. The record is from RefSeq and is a predicted model, not a curated record. Bases 1 to 939 code for a protein of 312 amino acids.
AUGGGUCUUAACAGUGGAACAGUACAGUAUAACACCCUGGGUCAAAACAAUGGAACUGUACAGAAUAACACCCUGGGUCUAAACAAUGAUGCAUUACAGAAUAGCAUCCCGGGUCUAAACAAUGUACAGAAUGACACCUUGGGUCUAAACAAUGUAGCAGUAAAGAAUAACACCCUUGGUCUAAACAAUGUUGCAGUACAGAAUAACACCCUUGGUCUAAACAAUGUAGCAGUACAGAAUAACACCUUGGGUCUAAACAAUGUUGCAGUACAGAACGACACCUUGGGUCUAAACAAUGUAGCAGUAAAGAAUAACACCCUUGGUCUAAACAAUGUUGCAGUACAGAAUGACACCUUGGGUCUAAACAAUGUAGCAGUAAAGAAUAACACCCUUGGUCUAAACAAUGUUGCAGUACAGAAUAACACCCUGGGUCUAAACAAUGUAGCAGUAAAGAAUAACACCCUUGGUCUAAACAAUGUUGUAGUACAGAAUAACACCCUGGGUCUAAACAAUGUAGCAGUACAGAAUAACACCCUGGGUCUAAACAAUGGUGCAGUACAGAAUGACACCAUGGGUCUUAACAAUGCUGCAGUACAGCAUAACACCCUGGGUUUAAACAAUGUAGCAGUAAAGAAUAACACCCUUGGUCUAAACAAUGUUGCAGUACAGAAUAACACCCUGGGUCUAAACAAUGUAGCAGUACAGAAUAACACCCUGGGUCUAAACAAUGGUGCAGUACAGAAUGACACCAUGGGUCUUAACAAUGGUGCAAUACAGAAUAACACACUGGGUCUUUACAACGAUGCAGUACAGAAUAACACCCUUGGUCUAAAUAAUGGUGCAUUACAUAAUAACACCUUGGGUCUAAACAAUGGUGCAGUACAGAAUGACACCAUGGGUCUUAACAAUGCUGCAGUACAGCAUAACACCUGGGUCUAA